Molecule: messenger RNA, 5606 nt
Organism: Zalophus californianus (California sea lion)
Lineage: Eukaryota; Metazoa; Chordata; Mammalia; Carnivora; Otariidae
Gene: SAR1B
Product: secretion associated Ras related GTPase 1B
Biological process (GO): membrane organization; endoplasmic reticulum to Golgi vesicle-mediated transport; vesicle organization
Cellular component (GO): COPII vesicle coat; endoplasmic reticulum exit site
Molecular function (GO): GTP binding; GTPase activity
Source: RefSeq, a predicted model, not a curated record
AGCUGAUGGGAGCUGGGACAUCGGCAGCCAUAGCGCUUUGCAGUUUGAACUAGACGGGUGUAGGGCGGUCGCCAGGUGAGGAACUGCGAUCUCUCCAUUCGCAGACUCUUUGAAAGAGGACUCUUCCCUUACUGCCUCCAGCUACUGACCGUCUGUCCUACUACUUCUCCAUACUGACAGCAACCAGACUCUAUAAGAUUUGGAUAUGUCCUUCAUAUUUGACUGGAUUUACAGUGGUUUCAGCAGUGUGCUACAGUUUUUAGGAUUAUAUAAGAAAACCGGUAUUGUAUUUCUUGGAUUGGAUAAUGCAGGAAAAACAACAUUGCUACACAUGCUAAAAGAUGACAGGCUUGGACAACAUGUCCCAACGUUACAUCCAGUAACUUCAGAAGAACUAACCAUUGCUGGCAUGACCUUUACAACUUUUGAUUUGGGUGGACAUGUUCAAGCUCGAAGAGUGUGGAAAAACUACCUUCCUGCUAUCAAUGGCAUUGUAUUUCUGGUGGAUUGUGCAGACCAUGAAAGGCUGUUAGAAUCAAAAGAAGAACUUGAUUCACUAAUGACAGAUGAAACCAUUGCUAAUGUGCCUAUACUAAUUCUUGGGAAUAAGAUUGACAGACCUGAAGCCAUCAGUGAAGAGAGGUUACGAGAGAUGUUUGGUUUAUAUGGUCAGACAACAGGAAAGGGCAGUGUAUCUCUGAAAGAACUGAAUGCCCGACCCUUAGAAGUGUUCAUGUGCAGUGUGCUCAAAAGGCAAGGCUACGGAGAAGGUUUCCGUUGGAUGGCACAAUACAUUGAUUAACAACCACCUGCAUCGGUUCCAGGUCUCACCAUUCAGGCCUACUCAGAGAUUUGAUCUACUCAACAUGCAUAACUUGAAUUCAAUAGACUUUUGUUGGUUAGAAAACAUGUUUUUUAGAUUAUUAAUAUUAUAUCAACUUAAUUUGAGUGCAAAUUGAAAACUGAUUUAAGUAAGUUUGAGUAUCACAAUGUUAGCUUUCUAAUUCCAUAAAAAUAGUUUAUACAGUUUAUAAUCUGACAUUAUCCCCAGCGCCAUUUAUAAAGAACAACUUUCCAGCAGUACAUUUGAAGCACUUUUUAACAACAUGAAACUACAAAUAUAAACCAUGUUUAAAAGCUCACCGUGUUAAAUUUUUAUGUACUAUUUUGGAACUAGUUUUUAAAUUUUAGAUUAUAUGUCCACCUGUCUUAAGUGUACAGUUAAUAAUUAGCUUAUUGAUGAUUGCAUGAUGCCUUACAGUUUUCAAUAAUAUUUUUUCUUAUGCAAACGUCAUGCAAUAAAACACACCCUGAUGUUUGGCAUUUUUGUUGGACAGAUGUUUCAUUUUAAUGUGUCUUAUCUAGCUAGUAUGCUCUGACAUUUUGAGUAUUUAAUAACAUACGUAUGAGGGGGUUGUGGGGAAAGGAGACCACUUCAGAAUUUUUAGGAUAAUGUAUAAGUCUCUAGAGGUUUUUGCAUUUACCAGGAGACAAGUUGUGUUUAGUUCCACCUUACACCACAUUUAUCUCUGAAUCACUUGUGUUUGUAACAGUAAUGCUACCAUUAUUAGGUGCUGAUGGGGUCCACCUCCUAGUUUCCAUGGGAUCGGUCUUUUGAAGAAAAGCACAUCUGGUACAACACAAGGGCUUGAUAGGCCCUAUAGCUCCAUCCCAGUUGUCUGAUUCUGAAGUGUUCCAAACUUACUGGUGUCCAGUUCGGUUAUUUGUGCCUUUUCACCAAAAGUAGUGACAGGCACCAGUCUCCCCACAUUUAGAGGUACCCCCCACUCCCUUUUACAUAAUGGUACUGCCAGGGCAAGCAACAAGUAGCACCUUGUGCGUAGUUUCAUUGUGGAGGCCUGUGUGUGUGAGAGAGGAAGCCUGUUCUGCCUUGUGAGCUGCACGGGGAUUCUGGUCCUGUCCUAUAGCUUUUUUGCAUUGUUUGGCAUAUUUUAUUUCUCAGUAGAAAUAAAUGAAUGCUUGUGUUUGAUUUUCCUUUUUCUUAAUUGCUCUCAGCUCUUACUUUUAUAGCACAAAGGCUUUUGUUUUUAGAAGUAAUGCCUUCCAAGUGAUAGUGUCUGCAAGCCUCACUGAUAGACUAACAUUUUAGGUAGGUUUUAAAGCACUUUAAUUUUCUAAGAAAUUGAGUUUGUUUGUUUUUUUCCAUGAGGUUCUGAGAUUCCCAUAAUUACUGAAAUAAGCUGAAAGGUAAGUGCCAAAUAUGUAUUUUUAAAGACUCAAACUUAAGAGAGUUCUCUCUUGGUUAUAAAUGAGGAUUUUAUAGUAUAUUUCACCAAUUCCAUUGAGAGUACAUUGCUCCAAUUCCCUCAAGAAUAAUUUUAAUAACAGAAUUAGUGUUUUCUUUAGCUUUUUUCCAAAUCAGUUAUAGUUCUGUCAUUAAUACUGGAACAUCUGAGACAGAUAAGGAUCUUAGGGAUAUGACUGAAAGGAAAUACCAGUUAGCUAAACCAACAAGGUCAUUGCAACAUGACCUCCGGUUUUAGUAAUAACAGCUUUUCUGUUUCACUUUAACCUUCCUUUCAAAAAAAGAGCUUCUUCCCUGCUUAGAAUCAUCAGUAGCAUCAUGGGAAAAGGAGGGAAUGACAUACCAACCUGUUGGUUUAUCCUGCCACAUGUAAUUCAAGUACUCACUAUUCUAGGGGCACCUGACUGGCUCAUUUUGUGGAACAUGUGACUCUUGAUCUUGGGGUUGUGAGUUCAAGCCCCACACUGGGUGUAGAGAUUACUUAAAUAAAUAAAACUAAAACAAGUACUUCCAAUAUCCUGACAACAGAACUGCGCCUUAUUAAAAGUAACUGCCUCUCAUUGAUACCUGUCUUGAAUACCUUCGGGGACAUGCAUUUUCUUUCAAGUAUUUCCUUAUAUUGUGAUAUUGAGAAGUUAAUUAUUUGUAUCAUAAAUUGGUGUAAAGGAAAAACCUUACUAGUUUCUCUAAAGGGGAGAAAUGCUUUCUGGUACAAAAUAAAUCAUUCCAAAAUUCUCAUUUUAGUUCUGACCCUGGAUCAAAGAAACAAAGUCAGUUGUGGAGCACAACUAAACUGUGGCUAUUUUCCCAAUGAUACAGGAUUCUUACGGCCUGAACAUUCAGAAAUGAAGCUGCGCAUAGCAGCAACUGGCUUUCCCCCCAGCUCCGGGGAGAUGGACCCUAGUCAUCGGGUUUCCCACCUCACUCUUCCAGCUCCUCGGAACACAUCCACUGAGUCACUGCUCCCCUUCAAGAGAAGCAUAUUAAGAGAAUGGCAAGAGACAGAAGCACGUGGGGAAAACGUGCUCUCUAUGCGCUUGUGCAAGUGUGUGCGCCUGUGCAGUAUUUUGGGGGUAAAUGGUAGCACUGGGGACAUAGAUUAAUUAUGUACCUUUUACCAUAAGUUGUGAAAAUGUAUACAAGUUAAAACUGGAUUCCAUAUAAAUCAGGCACUGCUCAAAAGAUGUGUUAAAAUCUUUAGUCUAAAGCUCUAAAAGACAAGGUCUCAGCCUACAUUUCUCAUUUUAAUGAAACCCUUAACCCCACACCUCUUUUCAAGGACUGCUGUUAAUUAUAUUUCCAGGUAACUUUUUAGAUUGAUUCCAGUUUGUCUUUAUCAGUGAAUUUUUUAGAAUGGAGAUCAUAGCAUUUUUUUUAAAUUGGGGCAAGACAUUUCCUAAAAUAUAUGAAAAUAAUUCUUCACUAUUGGCUUGGUUGACCCAGUAUCUCUGAAUGCCAAAGAUGUAUGAAAUCCAGAUGUUGCCUGCAUAGAUGUAAUGUUUAGUUUUGUGUGCCUGUGUUUAUAUAUACAUUUACUGUGGUUUACAGUGUUGUUUCUUUUCCUUAGUUUUGAACCAACUCACACUUCUUCCUAGUGCUUUCCAGCACAUAAACUACUUGUAAAAUCAUUAAAAUAGGGUAAUAGCUGUGAUAAUCUGCUUCUAGCCUUCUGCAAAAUGACUUGAUCAGCCACAUUCAAAACACAGCAUUUUCACAAGUUCCAUCAUUAAAAGCAGUGUAAUUCUAGUUGACAUGAUUUGAGAGUUGCAGGAGAAAGGUUUACAUGUUCUGAAACUGCACUGGUUGUGACUCAGUGUGGCAUUUGUCUUGAUAGUCAUGUGAUUCAAGUUUGCAAGGAUUUAUUGCCAAACUUUGACCAGAGUACAAUGAGAAUAGCUAAUAUGAAGGGAAUGCUCUCAAAAUAUCUUGUGUUCAUUUUACUUAGAGUAUAUUGUUUGGAUCAUUUUAAACCUAUGUAAAAGUUGGUGAAGCUUCAAAAAAAUCUCCAAGAAACCAUGAAAAAAAAAAAAGAUUAGCAAAUAAAAAUUCCUUAAUGCAAAAUUAAUGGUGAAUUGAGGUUUUCUGUAAACCUUUCAUAUUUUUUUGCUGUAAAUCUAAGAGUUCAGAACAGUGUAUCUUCAAUUAAGGUCUAAAUUCUCAAAGCUACAUGGUGAUGCUUCUGAUGGCUUCCAUCACUGUUCUUUGGAAAUGCAAAUUAGUGCUUUUUAAUCCCCGCCCCCCCCGCCCCCCCCCCCCCCCCCCCGCCAAGGAACAAUCGAACAGUCUAGGAAUAUGGGACUGUGCCUCUGUGCAAAGUGAUUGGGAUUUUGUUAAAACCGUGUUUCCACUCCUGAUCCCUGAACCAUCCCCCCUCACACACUCCCUCACCACAGCUAGAUAAAAAGUAUGAAGGGAAUCUACAGAGUCUAUUGAAGAUGUAGCUCUGAACCAACACAUUUUUGUUCUCAUAAUUCAGAUUAAGUAACUAAAUGCAUUUAAUACCACUGAUUGAUUGUUCAGGGAUUUGACCACACUUUUAAAUAGAAUCAAAAGUAAUUACAGUAAGCAAAUUUAUCCAAAGUAAACUUUGUUUCAGGAGCAUCCUUGCCCCAAAUAGAUUUUAGGGCAGAAAUGGGAAGAAAACCUUUUGAGUAAUUUCACACCGAGUUAUUGUUGCAAAAGCUGCAGUGGACUGGAUGAAUUCUUCUUCAGCAUGCAUUUUAAAUGGGGAAGGGAGAAUUCGAAUUAAUUUCAGUUUUAAGUAUUUUGGGGAAAGAGGGGGUGAUAGUUCUACAGCUUUUGACAUACAAGUGGUCUUUGGAAUUGUUUUCAUUAUCAAGUAUAAAGAUUCACAUCAGAAUGGCAAACUUCACGUGGGUUUCUCUAUUCCCUGGUGCUGCUUCUAACCUGAACUCAUCAUCAGUUGACAUACUGAGGUGAUAGCACUCAGGGUGAAUGUAGACAUGUUACUUUGAAAGUGAUCAAAGUGUUUUUCUGUGGUGAGGCCUUCAGUAUUUGACUGAAUGAGGGGUAUGUUGAAGUGGUUAAGUCAGGGUAAGUUUUUCAUCACUAACCUUGUUUGCACUUUUGUACACCACUGCUUGCACUAGCAUCUCAGUGUGAAUUUUAACAAUGGUUUUACAGUGUAUACAGAUUAAGCAUAAUUUAUAUAAAGAUGUUUCUGUUUACCUUUAUUUUACAAAGAACAGCUACAAUAGAUGGUUAAAUGUUCUUGAAUUGUGUUUGUAUGUGAUUUUGAUUAUGUUCUAUUAUCAUUCACCCCCUAUGAAUUCGAGUGUCAGGAAUAGAAAAAUAAAAUGCUAACAUGGUCUUUGAAAAA